Gongylonema pulchrum is the source of this 462-nucleotide messenger RNA. The record is from the annotation of a GenBank genome assembly. NCBI's taxonomy places the organism in Eukaryota, Metazoa, Nematoda, Chromadorea, Rhabditida, Gongylonematidae.
AAACUUGUUGAUCAUAUUGUGGGCGAUAUCACCAAUCAUCUGAUUGUUCGACCAUUCGAAAAUCACCUGGUUGAAAUCAUCAAAGCACUGCCAGAGAAUAAAGUUGUGGAAUCAGCGGAGUGCGUGGCCGUGAUGAGCCGUUGGUCACGCUGGGUGCGUGAAAGUCGUUCGGCCGAUGGCAGCAGUUGCAACAUAUUAUUCCAAAGCAAUCAUUAUUCGACAGCCUCGCACUGUGCUCGAAUUAUUCGUGCCCUGUGCACCUUUGGCCGACUCUCGGACACGCUCCAGCGUUUCCUGCUUGGCGCAUCAGCAGUCUUCUCACGUCUGGUGCACACCUCAGCAAGCGUUGUCUGUGUUGCAUUCGAUGGCAAUCAGCUGGGUGAUGAACGAAAUUUGGCACAAUACAUUCACUUGGUUUGGCUUUUUUUGCGUUUUUCAUCCUUUUGGUCACAGAUAUGGUGA